Molecule: messenger RNA, 1809 nt
Organism: Alternaria hordeiaustralica
Lineage: Eukaryota; Fungi; Ascomycota; Dothideomycetes; Pleosporales; Pleosporaceae
Exons: 3
Coding region: 1-1809 (602 amino acids)
Source: RefSeq, a predicted model, not a curated record
AUGGUGACUCUUGCUCUCAAUUACACCACAACAUCGUUACUUGUCAAGAUUAGCGCUUGCUCAAAGCGCAAUGAAAAGCAUCUCGCCGACCUGAAGAGUGCUUUGGAUUCAAGCAUCCGGGAAACCCACCUGACGCUGCGGAGCAUCAACGGUGAGCUGGAAUCUAUCCAAACGACCCAAAAUGACGUUCGAGGAAGAGUCGAGGAGCUGCAUGGGCGUCAGGAUAUGGAGGAAGCUUUGAGGAAACGUCAACGCAUCCUUGACUGGCUCACACCCAUCGACCACGCUUCAGAGCAGCGGGACGCCAUCAGUCGGCGGCAAAAAGGUACCGGUGAAUGGCUGCUGCGCUCACAGACCUACCAAGACUGGCUCAGUACCGACAGUCGUACCUUGUUCUGCCCUGGUAUUCCAGGUGCUGGCAAAACGGUCUUCGCGUCAAUCAUCAACGCUGAUCUUUGGGAGCGUUAUCAUGAUGACCCUACGGUUGGCUUGGCUCAUCUUUUCUGCAACUACCGGCGUCAUAACGAGCAGACAUUAGAAGCCCUACUAUCAGGUCUACUGAAACAGCUUGUCCAACAUCAAGUUCCGUUACCAGAGUGCGUCACCAGUCUUUACGACACACAACAAAAAGGGGCUUCGGAUCGGAUCGAAGCUACUACGGAGGCUCUCAGGUCAGCAAUGGCAACAUACUCACGAGUAUUCAUCGUACUAGAUGCUCUCGACGAAUGCUCUACAUCUCAAGGCUGCCGCACAAGGCUGCUGUCAAGUAUCCAGAACUUGCAAAAGCAUGGUCACAUCAACAUACUUGCCACAUCUCGAUUCAUACCAGAGAUCACCGAGAAGUUCAAAACAGCCUGUGAGCUGGAAAUUCAAGCAGACAGCAACGACGUGCGAGAAUACCUCUCUGACAAUAUAUAUCGCCUACCAGGUUUUGUGCAAGAUAAUGUCAGCUUGCAGGAAGAAGUUGUGUCCAAGAUCGUUGAGGCAGUGCGCGGAAUGUUUCUCUUAGCCAAGUUGCACCUUGAUUCUCUGAUCGGGAAAAGAUCCGCGAAAAAGGUGAAACUCGCCUUGAACGAACUUGCUACUGGAUCUGAUGCUUACGACUCUGCGUAUGAUUCUGCCGUGAAAAGAAUCAACGGCCAAGUCCCUGACCAGGCGGAGCUCGCCAAGCAAGCAUUGGCGUUUCUUACCUGCGCCCGAGCAUCAGUCUCUACAGAAGCGCUAAGAGACGCUCUGGCCGUGGAGAUUGGUGAACCGGAUAUGGACCAAGAAAACUACCCAGACAUCGAAGACGUGUUAGCUUCGUGUCUUGGUUUAGUUACAGUAGACGAGGAUUGUGGAAUCAUCCGACUCGUCCACUACACGACACAAGAGUACCUUCAGCGCACCUUGGAUCGAUGGUUUCCGGAUGCGCAAGCCAUGAUAGCAAGUACCUGCGUCUCCUACCUAUCUUUAGAUCGAUACGCCGACCUCAACAACUUGGACCCCUCAGAAGACUGUGAAUGGUACCGGUUCGAUCGUAUUGAUGUUGCCAAACUCUUGCUUGACGCAGGAGCCGAGAUCAAUCACACCACAGCAGACUUUCCCAUUCGGUCCGCGUUAGCAGGCGCCCAUUGGGAAGGAAAACCUAAGAUUAUACAGUAUCUUGUCGAACGCGGUGCCGACCUAAAGCUUGGGCUGCGUUACGAUACACUAACGACCUACACGCAUAAAAAAGCACCAAGACAAUACUACAUGUCGGACGAAUACGUCCAAGAGCAAAUGUUAAAGUACCCACUUGGUGGCCCUGUUAGUAAUGGCAGCACUUAG